UUGUCAGAGUGUAGCGUCCCGUCACGGCGGGCUGUCUGACGUGGCGUCCCGCUGUGUCCCGCUGUGUCCUGCAGGGACAUGCUGGAGCGCAGCCGCAGGACGCAGGGCGCCCAGAGGAUCAACGCCAUGCUGCUCGCCAUCGUGGUGGCGUUCGCUCUGUGCUGGCUGCCGCUCAACGUCUUCAACACGCUGUUCGACUGGCACCACCAGGCCCUGCCCGACUGCCAGCACGACGCCGUCUUCUCCGCCUGCCACCUGACCGCCAUGGCGUCCACCUGCAUCAACCCCGUGGUGUAUGGCUUCCUCAACAGCAACUUCCAGCGCGAGCUCAAGUCCACGCUGCAGCGCUGCCGGUGCGGGCGCCGCGCCGCCGAGAGCUACGAGAGCUUCCCGCUCUCCACGGUGGGCAGCGACGCCGUCACCAAGGCGACCUCGAUCAAUAGGGCGGGCUCCAUGUCGCCCAGAGCAGAGAUCGGCUCCGUGGUCCCGCUCAAAUGCGUCCCCGCCAACAGCUUCACCCUCUGAGCCCGGCAGUGCACCCGCCCCCCAAAACUUUCCAGGCACAGUCAGACUGUCCAGGAGCAGGACGUCUCCAGGAUGGACUGCAGCUGAUGGCGCUCCGGGUCUCCGAGCGGGACUGACCGUCAGUCAGCACAA
Messenger RNA from Plectropomus leopardus (leopard coralgrouper), 657 nucleotides. Lineage: Eukaryota; Metazoa; Chordata; Actinopteri; Perciformes; Serranidae. The record is from RefSeq and is a predicted model, not a curated record.